AUGGACAUCCAGAUAUUGGUCAACAUCAUCCUAAUGGAAACUGCUGUCUUUCAGAAAGAAGGAUGUGCUGGACCUCCAGGGCCACCAGGAUAUCCAGGACCUCCAGGUUUGAGAGGGAUAUCAGGUUUACCAGGAUUGCCAGGACCUCCAGGACCAAGUGUAAAAUGCCCGUGCAACAGAAUGUCCGCCUUCACUGCGAAACUCAGUGACAAGCUGCCUUCACCUUUGAAGCCUGACCUCACAGAGGUCCUGUACAAUGCCCAGAGAGACUUACAGGAGGACACUGGGGUCUUCACAUGCAGGGUGCCAGGAAAUUCCCAUUUCCUCUUUGAUGUGGAGCUCCAGCACUGCAAGGUGAUCGUUCGGCUGAUGAGGAACAAAAGUUCUGUCUUAGAAAAGCAUCAGGUCUCCACCAAAGAGUCCAGGAAUCUCUCUGGCAUGUUGACCCUGCCACUGAGCGUAGACAAGAAGGUGUGGCUAGAAGCAGAAGUGGAAACCGAGGAGCCGGAGCAAGCCACAGUUACAAUCUAUUUCUCUGGUUUCCUGACAUGGUUCUGGCCUCUCUAUAUAGCGAAGACAAAUCCCUUAUGA
Messenger RNA from Balaenoptera acutorostrata (minke whale), 591 nucleotides. Its product is annotated as protein HP-20 homolog. Lineage: Eukaryota; Metazoa; Chordata; Mammalia; Artiodactyla; Balaenopteridae. The record is from RefSeq and is a predicted model, not a curated record. Gene Ontology annotation, molecular function: protein binding.